AUGAAUACCGAUAACAGGUCACCGCCAGAUGCGCUGAGGCACGUCAAACAUAUUUUGCUAAUUUUAUCCGGCAAGGGUGGUGUGGGGAAGAGUUCGGUCACUACUCAAUUGGCGCUUACAUUGGCGGCGAUGGGCCACAAGGUGGGUGUUUUGGACAUUGACUUAACGGGGCCAUCGAUCCCAAGAAUGUUUGGGUUGGAAGGCCAAUCUAUAUAUCAGUCAGAUGAGGGCUGGAUGCCUGUGGUCAAGUUCAAGCAAGGUCCCGGGGUACUAAAAGUCAUGUCUCUCGGUUUUCUGUUAGAUGACAGGGGAAGUAGCGUAGUGUGGAGAGGUCCCAAAAAAACUGCAAUGAUUAAACAAUUUAUCAAAGAUGUAGUAUGGGGCGAGCUUGACUUUUUACUGAUCGACACCCCUCCUGGCACCUCGGACGAGCAUAUAUCCAUAGCAGAGGAGCUUCGUUGGGCGAAUCCGGAUGGAGGCAUCAUUGUCACGACCCCACAAAAUGUAGCCACAGCCGACGUUAAAAAAGAAAUUAACUUUUGUCGAAAAGUCAAUUUUGAAAUUCUUGGAGUCAUUGAGAACAUGUCUGGUUUCGUAUGCCCUCAUUGUGCGGAGUGUACAAAUAUUUUUUCCAAAGGCGGUGGCCAAAAACUUUGCGAAGACCUUGAUAUUGACUUUCUUGGGAGCAUUCCAAUUGAUCCAACUUUUGUUGACCUCAUUGAAAACCAAAAUUCAUCUAAUUCAAAUUUAGUAGAACUUUAUCAGAGGCAAGCCCUUUUUCCAGUCUUCCAAGCAAUAAUACAGUCAAUUCACCAGAAUGGUGCUGCUCCUCGAGUAUCUAGUUAA
Molecule: messenger RNA, 846 nt
Organism: Lachancea dasiensis
Lineage: Eukaryota; Fungi; Ascomycota; Saccharomycetes; Saccharomycetales; Saccharomycetaceae
Source: the annotation of a GenBank genome assembly